This is a messenger RNA of Micropterus dolomieu (smallmouth bass), 1011 nucleotides long. RefSeq names its product annexin A14 (gene anxa14). The annotation marks the transcript as partial. The record is from RefSeq and is a predicted model, not a curated record. Gene Ontology annotation, cellular component: cytoplasm. Gene Ontology annotation, molecular function: calcium ion binding; calcium-dependent phospholipid binding. Lineage: Eukaryota; Metazoa; Chordata; Actinopteri; Centrarchiformes; Centrarchidae. The transcript is spliced from 11 exons.
CUCUCUCUCUCCCUUUUUAUCAAAUAGGAUAUGUGUUGGGGUACUCUUGGAACGGUGCGACCCUUCUCCAAUUUCCACCAGGACCGGGAUGCCAUGGAGAUCCAGGCAGCGUUGGAGAGGAAAGAUGCGGGGACUCUCGUGAGAAUCCUAACCAAUCGGAACAAUGCCCAAAGACAAGUGAUCGCAAAGACCUUUGAAGAAAUCACACAAAAGAACCUGGCAGCUGGUGUUAAGAAAGCUCUGGCUGGAGAUCUGGUGACUCUAUUGUUGGAACUGCUGAUGCCUCCUCUGCAAUAUGAAGCUCUACGCCUGCAACAGGCCAUGGUGGGUUUAGGCACAGAUGAGGAAACACUACUGGAGAUCCUGUGCACACGAUCUGGAAAGCAUCUUCAAGAAAUCAGUACUGCAUACCAACAUUUUCAUAAGAAGGACCUGGAGAAGGAACUGAAAGGGGAAACCAGUGGAGACUUUGCUAAACUUGUUGUGGCUUUGCUAAAUAAAGAAAAUAUUGCUGGUGUGGUUCAAAGAGAUGUUGAGGCUCUUUCUGUGUCACUAAAUGGGAAAAAAGCUGAUGCAGGACCAUGGAUUGACAUACUGACCUCUAGAGACUCAGACCAUCUUAACAAAGUGCUGAUGGGACUGGAGCUGGAGAGCGGAAAGAUGGUGGAUCAGACUGUGGAGAAGAGGUUUACAGGAGACAUUCAACUGGGUUUGAAAGUUUUAGUACAGUGCAUUCAAAACCCUGAUGUCUACCUGGCCAAAAGACUAACAACCAUGAAGACGCCAAUAGUGCAGGGGAUUAUGGUGUCUCACUGUGAGGAAGAUCUGUUGUGUAUCCGAGCUGCCUACCUUAAAUUAACAGGCACUUCUCUCUACACUGCUCUGCAGAAACAAUUCAAAGGAGAUCAUCUACAGGCUCUGCUGGCCAUCUGUCGAUCUGAAGAUUAAAAAAAAAGCUUUCUUGCUACUUUUCAUAUUUUAUGAAAUCUCAUUCAAUUGCAUGCUUUGCAU